AUGAUUCCUCGCUUGGCGCUCAAGCGCUCGCUGAACACGUUCGCAGCUGUACGGACACCGUACGCGGUUUCCCCGGCGCUCAUGCAGGCGCGUACGUACCACGAGAAUGUGAUCGACCACUACGAGAACCCUCGUAAUGUAGGCGCUAUGGACAAGAACGCCAAGGACGUGGGUACUGGCCUCGUCGGUGCUCCUGCUUGUGGAGACGUGAUGAAGCUGCAGAUCCAAGUGGACGAGCACGGCACGAUUGUCGACUCGAAGUUCAAGACGUUUGGCUGUGGCUCGGCCAUUGCGUCCUCGUCGGUGGCCACUGAGUGGCUCAAGGGCAAGAGUGUGGACGAGUGUCUGAAUAUCAAGAACACGGACAUUGCGUCGCACUUGAAGCUGCCGCCGGUCAAGCUGCACUGCAGUAUGUUGGCGGAAGACGCUAUUAAGGCGGCGAUCUCGGACUACAAGCGCAAACAGAGUGCGUCGGAGUAA
Molecule: messenger RNA, 480 nt
Organism: Peronospora matthiolae
Lineage: Eukaryota; Oomycota; Peronosporomycetes; Peronosporales; Peronosporaceae
Source: the annotation of a GenBank genome assembly